Molecule: messenger RNA, 1640 nt
Organism: Podarcis raffonei (Aeolian wall lizard)
Lineage: Eukaryota; Metazoa; Chordata; Lepidosauria; Squamata; Lacertidae
Product: peptidase inhibitor 16-like
Exons: 16
Coding region: 39-1514 (491 amino acids)
Cellular component (GO): extracellular region
Source: RefSeq, a predicted model, not a curated record
AGAAGGUUAUUCCAGUCUUACUAGAAACAAGGAGGAAGAUGAUCCUGCUCAUCGUGUUGCUGAGUCUUGCUGCUCUGCUGCAACAGCCUGCUUCAAGAGCACAUGCACAAGGGGUUGGACCAGGUGAGCGACAGGAAAUUCUUGACAAGCACAAUGCCCUGCGGAGAGGAGUGCAGCCACCAGCAAGCAACAUGCUGAAGAUGGAAUGGAGUGGUGCUGCGGGAGCAAAUGCCAGAAACUGGGCAAGUAGAUGUCAAUAUCAACACAGCCCACCAGAACAAAGAACUGCUGAUGGAUUCCGAUGUGGUGAAAAUUUGCUCAUGUCAAGUGGCCCUAUGCCAUGGUCUAAAGUAAUUCAAGAGUGGUACAACGAGGUGAAAGAUUUUCAGUACGGUGUUGGAGCGGUCCCUGCAGGAGCCAAAGUUGGCCAUUUUACCCAGGUGGUUUGGUACAGGUCUUACAAAGUCGGUUGCUCUGUGAACCAGUGCCCUCAAAAUUCCCUAAAAUACUACUACGUUUGCCAGUACUGCCCUGCAGGGAACAUAGUAGGAUCACUUCAAACCCCAUAUAAAUCUGGGUCACCUUGUGCGGACUGCCCUGGCUCAUGCGACAAUGGAUUAUGCACCAAUCCUUGCAAACAUGAUAAUAAGUACAGCAACUGUGGCGAGGUCGUGCAAUCGCAAGGGUGCAAGGGCAGCCUUGCGAAUGACUGUGCUGCUUCUUGCUAUUGUCCCACUGAAAUAAAAGAGAAAGGAGUAACUUCAGACAUCUCCUCCACACCUGUCACAGCCUGGUCAGAGAUGAUCCUGCUCAUCGUGUUGCUGAGUCUUGCUGCUCUGCUGCAACAGCCUGCUUCAAGGGCACAUGCACUAGGGGUUGGACCAGGUGACCAAAAGCAAAUUCUUGACAAGCACAAUGCCCUGCGGAGAGAAGUGAAGCCCACUGCAAGCAACAUGCUGAAGAUGGAAUGGAGUCCUGCUGCGAGAGCAAAUGCCGAACGCGUGGCAAAGAAAUGUCGUUUUGCCCACAGCCCACCAGACCAAAGAAUUGCUGAUGGCUUUUCAUGCGGCGAAAAUAUAUUUGCAUCAUCUCAUGCUACUUCAUGGAAUGACGUGAUUCAAGCUUGGUACAACGAGGUGAAAGAUUUCAAGUACGGUGUUGGAGCAGUCCGUCCAGGGGCCGUAAUUGGCCAUUACACUCAGGUGGUUUGGUACAGGUCUUACAAAAUGGGUUGUUAUGCUGCCCACUGCCCUCAAAACCGCUUGAAAUACCUCUACUUUUGCCACUACUGUCCUGCAGGGAACAUACAAGGCUUACUUAAAACCCCAUAUAAGUCUGGACCAUCUUGUGGGGACUGCCGUCAUGCUUGUGACAACAAAUUAUGCACCAACCCUUGCAAACAUACUGAUAAGUUCACCAACUGCCCUGACUUAGUGAAGUCAGAAGGAUGUACGAAACCAAACAUGCUGAAAGACUGCACUGCUUCUUGCCUGUGUAAGAAUGAAAUAAAAUAGGUCUCCUUUUGGCACUUAUGAUUUUCGUUGAACUCCACAAACUCACCUUCAGCAUCUUUUAAUGAUCUUUUCCAAAUGAAAUUUGUAAACAUGCUUUUAAAAUUGAAAAAUAAAUUAUCUUGCAUA